Molecule: messenger RNA, 1524 nt
Organism: Perognathus longimembris pacificus (Pacific pocket mouse)
Lineage: Eukaryota; Metazoa; Chordata; Mammalia; Rodentia; Heteromyidae
Gene: Pex2
Product: peroxisomal biogenesis factor 2
Exons: 3
Coding region: 267-1184 (305 amino acids)
Biological process (GO): protein import into peroxisome matrix
Cellular component (GO): peroxisomal membrane
Molecular function (GO): zinc ion binding
Source: RefSeq, a predicted model, not a curated record
CCUUUUUUUUUUUAAAGACACUUCCGGGCAUUCUGUCACACCGGAAGCCCGCGAGUUCCGGAAGCUUCGAGAACUCAUUUUCUAGUAGGGAAAACCCAGUUUGCCCGAAGAUGUUUGAGGAAAAGUUGGUCGCGCGGCCCCUCAGCUCCUAGCAAGUAUGAGGCAAGGAUUUCCCAGAAGAACUCAGAGCAGCAAUCUUCACUGCCAUAGCUUCUGGCAAUCAGGUCUUGUGUGGAAGAAAGGAGGAAAAGACCUUUGGAGAAGACAUGGCUCCCAAAGAAGAUAUUACAAAGAGUACAAACAGAGUGCUCAGAAUAAGUCAGUUGGAUGCUCUUGAACUAAAUAAAGCCCUGGAGCAGCUAGUUUGGUCCCAGUUUACUCAGUGCUUUCAUGGAUUUAAGCCAGGGCUGUUAGCUCGCUUUGAACCAGAAUUGAAAGCAUUCUUGUGGCUUUUCUUGUGGAGAUUCACCAUCUACUCUAAAAAUGCCACUGUGGGACAGUCAGUCUUGAAUAUUCAGUACAAAAAUGAUUUUUCUCUGAACUCAAAAUAUCAGCCACCAAGUAAAAAUCAGAAACUGUGGUAUGCUGUCUGUACAGUUGGUGGGAGGUGGUUAGAAGAACGAUGCUAUGAUUUGUUUCGAAACUAUCAUUUUGCAUCCUUUGGGAGAGUCAAACAGGGCAUGAAUUAUGUGGUUGGACUUUUAAAAUUAGGUGAGCUGAUUAAUUUCUUGAUUUUCCUUCAAAGGGGAAAGUUUGCAACUUUGACAGAGCGUGUGCUAGGUGUUCACUCUGUAUUUUGCAAACCCCAAAAUAUCCGUGAAGUUGGCUUUGAGUACAUGAACAGGGAACUUCUCUGGCAUGGGUUUGCUGAAUUUCUUAUAUUUCUCUUACCCCUCAUCAAUAUCCAGAAGUUAAAAGCCAAACUGUCAUCAUGGUGUAUUCCUCUGACGGGAUCUCCUAAUAGUGACAGUGUGUUAGCCACCAGGGGCAAAGAAUGUUCUCUGUGUGGAGAGUGGCCCACCAUGCCUCACACCAUAGGAUGCGAUCACAUCUUCUGUUACUACUGUGCUAAGAGCAGCUUCUUAUUUGAUAUGUACUUUACUUGUCCUAAGUGUGGUACAGAAGUGCACAGUAUACAGCCUCUCAAAUCAGGAGUUGAGAUGUCCGAAGUGAAUGCUCUCUAGAAACUGAAAUUUUUUCUCUUAGGAAAAAUAUAUCACACCUAAGUCCUUAACAUUAGUCAUUCUAAGGUUUUAUAAGGCUUGUGGUUUUCAGCUGCUAUAUCUAUUCAUUUCCAGGCUUGAAGAAAUUCUAAUCACUAGAAGCCAUUUGGUUCUCAAUAUAUGUAUUGAUAUAUGUGUUGAUGUAUUAUGUGUAUUAAUGUAUUAUUUUAAAAUCAUUGCAAAUUUACAUGUCAAGAACAAUGGAGAAUUUGUGAGAUAAUGGCUAAAUAAAUUUCUUCAUUUUGUAGCUUCCUAGAAAGAUGUUGAGCUCUAAAAAAAAUUAAAAUAUUUUGGAGACUGA